AACAUAUUAUUUGACAUAAAUACUGAGUGUCUUAGAAUCUGUGCCGUUCCUCCCCCCUUUAUAGAUUUCCACCGUCUCUACUGCGAUUCUCACAUUCAAGGAAACCAGAGUUGUUGAACCGAAGUAACAUUACCCGGCAGAUUUCUCAACACAAGAAAUAGUAUGUCCGCUGCUGCAAGUAAUCUCCCUGCGCCUGCUAGGCAUGAUUCCCAAGGAAUCCCUAUGCAUUCGCCUGGACUUAGGCUCACAACUGCUACUAAUCCCCACAAGGACAUCCAUCCUGUACCAGAUAAAUCUCAUAUCGGUCCCGAUAUCGAAGCUUACAAGGCUGCUCACAGCGACACCGUUGGUCCGCACUCGGAUAGUUGGUGGGCUCAACAAGCCAGGGAUAAUCUUACUUGGAUCAAGGACUUCAGUAUCGUCAGGACUGGCGGGUUUCCUUCUGCUGAAGAAUUGAAGGAGGAUAAUCCGAAUCCCCCGUCUACCUUGCCUAUUACCUGGUUCCCGGAUGGUGCUCUUAACGCCUGUUACAAUUGCGUCGACCGACACGCUUUCAGAAAUCCUGAUCAGACAGCCAUCAUUUACGAAGCUGACGAACCCGGAGAACAUCAAUAUAUCACCUAUGGCAUGCUCUUGAAUGAAGUUUGUCGUGUCGCUAAUGUAUUGAAAGACAUGGGUGUCGGGAAAGGUGACACUGUCACAAUAUACCUUCCCAUGACAUGGCAAGCUGUUGCCGCAUUCCUCGCCUGUGCACGUAUUGGUGCUAUUCACUCCGCCGUGUUUGCUGGUUUUAGUGCAGAGAGUUUAAGAGACAGGAUUCUAGACUGUGGCUCGACCGUGUUGAUUACCGCCGACGAAGGUCGUCGUGGGGGGCGCUCUGUAGCCACCAAAGUUAUCGCCGAUCAGGCUUUAAAGGAAUGCGGAGAUGCGAACCCUGUCAAGCAUGUUCUAGUCCUCAGCCGCACAGGUUCCCAAACCGUCGCGAACCAACACUUUACUCCCGGCCGCGAUGUUUGGUGGCACGAAGCGGUUGCAAAUGUCCCAUCGUACUGUCCCCCUGAGGUGAUGAACAGCGAGGAUGGAUUGUUCAUCUUAUACACAUCUGGUUCUACCGGAAAACCAAAGGGAAUCCUACAUACUACCGGUGGAUAUCUGCUCGGAGCUCUUCUAACCGUCAAAUAUGUAUUUGACGUCCAUCCAGGAGAUAAAUUCGCAUGCAUGGCAGAUAUCGGCUGGAUUACAGGCCACACAUACAUCAUCUACGGCCCGCUUUCACUUGGCACGACAACAACAGUUUUCGAGAGUACCCCCGUGUACCCGUCUCCCUCAAGGUACUGGGAAACCGUAUCCAAACAUGGACUGACGCAAUUCUACUCUUCUCCGACGGCAGUCAGACUGCUCAGAAAAUUAGGCCAUCAACAUGUUCAAGACCAUGAUCUGUCUUCACUCCGAGUUCUCGGAUCUGUCGGCGAGCCGAUAAAUCCUGAAGCAUGGAAUUGGUUCAAUGAGCAUGUCGGCAAGGGUGAAUGUUCCAUUGUCGAUACCUUUUGGCAAACUGAAACCGGAUCUAUCAUCGUCACUCCUCUUCCUGGAGCUAUCGAGACAAAACCUGGCUCUGCGACGGUGCCUUUCUUCGGCAUCGAGACUGAAAUACUGGACUCCUUGAGUGGGAAGCCGCUAGAGGGUGAUAACAUCGAGGGCGUUUUAUGUAUCAAAAAGCCCUGGCCUUCAAUUGCUCGGACUAUCUGGAAUGAUCACAAGCGAUUCGUCGACACUUACCUCAGGCCAUACCCAGGAUACUACUUCACUGGGGACGGCGCCGGCCGUGAUGAGCAUGGUUACAUUUGGAUCAAGGGGAGAGUAGACGAUGUCAUAAACGUUUCUGGUCACCGUAUGUCCACCGCCGAGGUUGAGUCCGCUCUGCUUCUGCACAACGGAGUCGCAGAGACUGCUGUCAUUGGAACGGCGGAUGAAAUGACGGGUCAGGCCGUCAACGCGUUCGUUACAAUGAAACCUGAAUACUCCUACGACCUCGCAACUGAGCCUGCACUUGUCAAGGAGCUCGUUCUCCAAGUGCGAAAGAUCAUUGGUCCAUUCGCGGCUCCGAAGAGGAUAUUCAUUGUCGCUGAUUUACCGCGAACCAGGAGCGGGAAGAUCAUUCGUCGUAUCCUUCGUAAAAUUGUUGCCGGCGAAGGAGAUCAGCUAGGAGAUCUUUCCACUGUUGCUGAACCAGAAGUGGUCGAGGUGAUUAAGAAGAAGGUCGCUGAUAGUAUUUCUGCGUGAUGGGGGUCCUAUUUAUCAAAGGGUAUCUUCUUUAUUUACACUAGGGAUUCGAUGAGAAUUAAAGGAAGAGAAUCAAGAUCGUGUAAUAUUUUGUAUAAUCAUUUAUGUCGUGUAUAUAUACAUUGGCUCAGGCUGUCUCUUCUAUCAAUCUAUAUU
This is a messenger RNA of Lentinula edodes (shiitake mushroom), 2439 nucleotides long. RefSeq names its product acetate--CoA ligase. Gene Ontology annotation, cellular component: cytosol. Lineage: Eukaryota; Fungi; Basidiomycota; Agaricomycetes; Agaricales; Omphalotaceae. The transcript has 16 exons. Gene Ontology annotation, molecular function: AMP binding; acetyl-CoA synthetase activity. The coding region runs from base 163 to 2283 and encodes 706 amino acids. The record is from RefSeq and is a predicted model, not a curated record.